Messenger RNA from Marmota monax (woodchuck), 2252 nucleotides. It is a transcript of the gene Kcnk16, whose product is annotated as potassium two pore domain channel subfamily K member 16. Gene Ontology annotation, cellular component: membrane. Gene Ontology annotation, biological process: stabilization of membrane potential; potassium ion transmembrane transport. NCBI's taxonomy places the organism in Eukaryota, Metazoa, Chordata, Mammalia, Rodentia, Sciuridae. The transcript is spliced from 5 exons. Gene Ontology annotation, molecular function: potassium ion leak channel activity. The coding region runs from base 58 to 942 and encodes 294 amino acids. The record is from RefSeq and is a predicted model, not a curated record.
UUCCCGCUUCUCUGACUGGAGCCAGCCCCGCGGUCCUGGUGGGGUCCUGGCCACGCCAUGCCCUGCGCUAGGCUGGCCAGCUGCUGGGGCGGCCGGGUGCUGCCCCUGCUGCUGGCCUACGUCUGCUACCUUCUGCUGGGUGCCACUGUCUUCCAGCUGCUGGAGAAGCAGGCGGAAGCUCAGUCCAGGGACCAGUUCCAGGUUGAGAAGCUGCGCUUCCUGGAGAACUACACCUGCCUGGACCAGAGGGCCCUGGAGCAGUUUGUGCAGGUCAUCAUGGAAGCCUGGGUGAAAGGCGUGAACCCCAAAGGCAACUCCACCAACCCCAGCAACUGGGACUUCGGCAGCAGUUUCUUCUUCGCAGGCACAGUGAUCACCACCAUAGGAUAUGGGAACCUGUCCCCCAGCACAGAGGCUGGCCAGGUCUUCUGUGUCUUCUACGCCCUGGUGGGCAUCCCACUCAACGUGGUCUUCCUCAACCACCUGGGCACGGGGCUGCGUGCCCACCUGGCCACCCUGGAGAGGUGGGAGGACCAGCCCAGGCGCUCCCAGCUCCUGCAGGUCCUGGGCCUGGCUCUGUUCCUGAUCCUGGGGACACUGGUGGUUCUCAUCUUCCCGCCCAUGGCCUUCAGCCGAGUGGAGGGCUGGAGCUUCGGCGAGGGCUUCUACUUUGCCUUCAUCACCCUGAGCACCAUCGGCUUUGGGGACUACGUUGUCGGCACAGACCCUAGCAAGCGUUACAUCUCGGUGUACCGGAGCCUGACAGCCGUCUGGAUCCUCCUGGGCCUAGCAUGGCUGGCCCUGGUCCUCUCCCUGGGCCCCUUGCUUCUACACAGGUGCUCCCAGCUCUGGCUCAACGGCAGGGGCCUCAACCUCAAGGACCGGACAGCCCCUGACCCUCAAGGGCUCCCCAGACCUCAGAAGAUGCCCAUCUCUGCAUGAGGUCCCCUAGUGGCCCAGCAGUCCCUCCCAGCCUCCCAGCCCAUGCCAUCUGCCCUCUUGAGAUCCUUCUCUCCUCUUCCUCUCCCAACCCCACACCUGUCCCAGCCAGGGUGGGCCCAGAGCUCUCCAGGAAGACAAGGAAACAUAUGUCCAAAAAGUACCAGAGGUGACCUGGAAAACUCAAACACAUUCACUGUGGCCAGAUCUUCAAUGACCUCCCCACAUACCCCACCCCAGGGUCCUUAGACGGACAGGAGACAGAGGGUAACUUGACUUGGGCCUCACCGGAUGGGUGCACAAGGUCUAUUUGCCAAGCCCCCACUAUGUGCUAGGCUCUGAAGUACAACUGUGAACAUUCUUGCCCUCACCUGUGCCUUUAGUCUGUCUAGCAGGACAGACAACCGGACAGGCAGCCCAACACAGUGUCCAAAAUGUCCCGUGGGAGCAGACCCAGGGAGGAUGAGUCCAUGAGAAUGGCCGUCUUGGGUGGGGGAACACGCUGGAACCAUCUUAGUGCAAACAGGAAGCUCACAGCUGCCUCCCAAAGCUUGCCAGACCCUUUGAAGAGGUGUCCCACCAUUUUGCUGGUCAUGACCUCCCCUGACCUCCAGGGUACGCCCUUGACCUGAUGACCCCUCUGGUCCCCUGUCUUCUUAAAAGCCUUUCCAAGAACCCCCUGAGAAGCUAGAGGGCCAGCGGGUCCCAGGAGCCUUCCAGAAAAGGCGCUCCAUGGAGACCUGACCUCCCGUGGGACCAUGUGCUGGGGGCCUGGCCUUUCUCCGGCUGAAUUGCAACAUCGCUGCAGCCCAGAAGGAGACAGAUUUGGGCCAGUCCACCAAUGGCCAAUCUCACCAAAGACCAUAGACUCCAACCAGUACUUCUUCCAUCACCCCAACAGCAAGCAGACCCCUAAGCGGCGGGGUCUCAUGGGACCACAGAGGCCAAGCUGUGGAGGAGAGGAAGCUCCUGGCCAGAGACCCAGGGAAGGAUCGCAGCAGCAGAGGACCGCAGCUUACACCCUGGGACCAGUGACAUCCAAGAGAGGGUGGAAACUGAAGACCCCCACCCACGGACUCUUUACCCUCCCUGGGCCCUUCCUGCUUUCUGGGUGGAGGAGGGACUUGGGGGGAAAGAAGGCAGGACCUGGUUAAGGUCCUCUUGCCUCCAAGCUCACAGCCCAGUGGCAGUCAGUUGGAGUCCCUCUUCUUUUAAGUACACAGGAUGGGACAGAAGAUUCAGGGAGAAGCUGAGAAGCAGCCAGUGCUUGAAGAUGGUCCCAGGGUCCGUGGACUUAGGCAGGAGCCCUGAGA